Messenger RNA from Haliotis rubra (blacklip abalone), 5516 nucleotides. RefSeq names its product uracil phosphoribosyltransferase homolog. The coding region runs from base 49 to 723 and encodes 224 amino acids. NCBI's taxonomy places the organism in Eukaryota, Metazoa, Mollusca, Gastropoda, Lepetellida, Haliotidae. The record is from RefSeq and is a predicted model, not a curated record. The transcript is spliced from 7 exons.
CGUGCACUGGUGGGUAAUCCGUCAGAGUUGCAUGCUAGCGGAAAAAAGAUGAACAUGGAACCAGACGUUAUCCCGAAUUCUCUUUCAAAUGUUGUUGAUGAUUGUGAACUUGGAGCAAAUCUGAAGAAACUGAGAAUAACAGACAAUGUUCGAGAAUUGCAAACCGUUUUGAGGGAUAAAUCAACAUCACGCAGUGACUUUAUCUUUUAUGCUGAUCGAUUAAUCCGGUUGGUGGUUGAGGAGGGGCUGAAUCAGCUGCCCUACAGAAAGUGUGUAGUUACAACUCCUACCGGUCAGCCAUAUGAUGGUCUACGCUAUGAGAAGGGGAACUGUGGUGUCAGCAUUGUCAGAAGUGGGGAAGCCAUGGAACAAGGUCUCCGCGACUGUUGUAGAUCCAUACGGAUUGGUAAAAUACUCAUCCAGAGUGACGAAGACACUCACGAAGCAAAGAUUGUAUACUCAAAACUACCAGCAGAUAUCGCAUCACGAAAAGUUCUCCUGAUGUACCCUAUUAUGAGUACAGGUAAUACAGUGUCUAAGGCAGUCAAUAUUUUACAGGCUCAUGAUGUCGACCAGGAAAACGUCAUCCUACUUAAUCUCUUCUGUACGCCUCAAGCUGCCAAGAAUGUCAUUACACAGUUCCCGGGAUUGACAAUAUUCACAUCAGAAGUGCAUUCUGUUGCACCAAACCAUUUUGGGAUGAAAUAUUUUGGAACAGAAUAAAUGCGACUUUAUGAAUGAAGUUUUACUUAACCUGUUGUUUGACAGUUCAUCUCAUUCUGUAUGUCCAUGUGUUGCCUUUGCCUCGUACAUGUGGGAUGAAGACGUUUCCAACAACCCCAUACCAGUCAGCAAAAACAUCAUCAUUGUCAAUUCAUCCCAAUUUCAUUGUACUUUCACAUUUAUUUGUAAACAUGGAUGCUGUUUGAACCUAAUAUCCUCAGCUGACAUUGCCCCUAUGGGACAUGUGUCUGAAAGCCUUAAAACAUUCUUUCACCGUUUUAAAUGUUAGCAUUAAGAUGAUAUGUACAUAACUAUGUUAUUGGUAUUUGUCCAUAUAUUGUAAAUACAUUCCUGUGUAUAAGUGCAGGAUGUUGAUGCUCCCUGGAGUUGUAUGGACAAGAGUUAGAUCCAUUUGACUUGCUGUGUCAGGGGCAUAGUGCUGAAAUGUGCAGUUACAUCACUUAGGCAGAGUUACAUCCCCUAGGGCUUGAUACUGGGUUAGAAUCUUGGAUUCACCUUGAUUAUGUUCCUGUUUUGGUGUGCACAACACGUGUGCUUGUAUGUUUCACCAAUGCAGUAAACGUUUAAGACCUACAUCACAUUACUCUCUUAUUAUAGACUGACAUUGGCAUAACCAUAGUAACUAAUUACUAAUCAAAGCAGCAUUAAAUCAAACACUGUCACUUGUCGGAGGCAUUAGCAAGUAGAGAAUAUAAAAGCUUCUCUUUUGUGGAUUUACUAUCUGGGACCAACAUCAUUUUAUGUUUUACCCACAUCAAAAUGAUGCAAGUUGAAAAAUCUGAAGUGGCUGGGGAAAAAACUGAAAUGGUGCUUUGAUGAGAACUGUUUAUUGUCCAUGUGCUGAAAUCCCUUUAAAUAUUGACAUUUACAACUAGAAAAACACUAAUGGCAGUAAUGAAACGACAGUAUAUCCAGUUGUUCUUUGAGAUUGACAAUCCGCAUUUGCACAGAGAUGGUUUCAACUUCACAGCUUUUUGUCUUUUCUCGUGUGUUUGUGACAGGCUAAGCCAUAAAUAAUGUCACUGGUAACUGAAGGCCACAAAUAUUGAAGGCAAUUAACUUGUAACAUACCCAUCAGGAUCCUCUUACACUGAAAAGAACUUGCAGAUUAACUGUUUUAUGUUUCCAUCAACAGUAGGGAAUUAUUAGUAUGCUGGAUCAUUGGCUGCUGUUGAAGGGAAGAUUAGGGGAUACAGACUAAAAAUAGUGAGUAGGAAGUUAGUAGUGAUUUACUCUUUGCAAAGGUUCAUUUGAGUGUAGGCCAUAAGAUAUUAAGAAGUAUGUACCAGUAAUCUUUAUACGAGAAAGGGAUGUGUUUUUACAGUCUGUGUAGCAAGGAAUAAUGGUGUAGAAGUGAACAUAUACAGCUGGAAAAAUAUUUUUGCACCAGUCCUUUGUUUUUAUCAUUUCAAAACUUAGUCUGGGAAUAUGGUACAAUAUUGCAUUGUUAUAGAUGUCUAAGAUACCAUCAUUGAUUGAUUAUAAAUUUAUCUAAGAAUUUUAUGUGUUCCCUCAGAUGGUCACAAGGACUGGAUCAUGUCUGAUAUGGGAAAGAGCAGAAGAAAUAUGUAAUCUGAGAAUGACUAACAUGUAACAGUUACUAAGCAUGUCCUCACAUCAUCAGUGCUGGUUUCUGUAUUGUAAUAUGAGUAAUUCACAUAAACAACUACAUAUAUGUACAACAGAAUUUUGUACAUUUUAAAAUUCAAUUGUAUAACCUUUUUCCAGGUAUUUAUGUUCACCAUGGACAAAGUAUUCCUUCCAACACAGACACCAAAACAUGCUUGAAAAAGAUGGCACCAUCAUCUGUACAAUAACCUCAAUUGUAUACAUAUAUGGUCUUACAGAGCUUGUUACACGAAUCUACAUGUAUUCAUCUCUCGUCUUACAAUGAAAUGCUUCAGUGAAGUAAUACAUAUACCGGUAGUGCAAUUUGGGACAGCUUAGAUGAGAUAUUUUAUGUUUUUGUUAAUAAGUGAAUUUAUGCUUUUUGCUCAGAGAACCAAAGGUCUAAGUGAGCUUCCUGGAUAACAUGUUAUCUGUUUAACUACAGUCUGUAUGGGGAUGAGACUGACACUUAAGGAAGAUGUGAAUCGUGACCAAUACAUAGAACUUUCUUCUUUUGUUUACAGCAUGCUCAUUGACAUUGAUAGAAUUUAGUUUUGCCUAUUCUAGUGAAAACAAAUUAAUGUAUAUGUUGAGUGGUUAAAAUCAAUCCUGACACACUUGUUUUUAGUUUGAAACAAUGUUCUAUUGUGGAAACUUUUUAAGCAUCAUCUCACAAACUAAGGGUCUCAGGACAGCUGAUAAAGUGGUGAUGCAUUAAACAAAUGUAGUGGAUUUAUGGGUAAUUGAGUUGAUACUUUGUGUGAAGGAUGAUGAUGAAUUUCAUUUAGUCAUCAUCACCUUCACUCAGUUUUGUCAACUGUGGACAGACAUCUCAGAAAUUGUUAUAUUUUACCAAAUGUGCUACUGGACAUGAAUCAUUACUUUAACGAUGCAGUGAUUUUACUACAUCCAAUAAACAAUCCCACACCUUGAUUGUAGCUUGUAAGCAACAGUCCCUUUGUCUGUGGGAUGGUGAUGUAAUAGUUCAUAUUACAAUCUAGUUUAGACUAGUUUUGAUGCAAGCAAAUGUUGACAAUCUGACCUUGGAGGAAAUACAUCUAGUCGAUUAUUGAGACUUACAAUGAUAGGCCUUACUUGCUCUUUACCUGUUUUCCUGUUCCAUCAAGAGGUAAAUUUAACAAUGUGGUGUUGAUAGUUGAAGGUUGGACACAUAUUUGAUUCUCCCAUCUAUGUACAGACCCCUAAAUAUUUGCAGCCAAAGGAAACCGCAACCAAAUCAGGAUUUUGAUUUCAAGCUGUGUGUUAAUGGUAGUGGUUUCAUCCUAUUGACAUCUUCAGAUAAUGUUCCUGAUGUAUUCCUCAGAUGACAUCUUUGAAUUGAGUUGUCUGUAAUAUUUUAGUCUAAAGGUAGUUGUUGUUUUCCCCCUUUCCGUAUGUUCUCAAAAGUUUUGGUUUUAUAUUCAUUGUUACCUCCUAGAACACGAUAAAGGCUUAAUCUGUGAUGUUCGAAGGAGGUUUUAAGAGUCAGGAAAAUGUUCAUAGGAUGACAAAAUUAUCCUGAUAUCAGUUCAGUUUGUUUCAGGUGUUAACAUUGCUACAAAAAAAAAGACUCUAAAAGGGACUGGUUUUAUUAAUUGAGUGAUGAUUUCUGUCUGAAAUGUGCAUGACACCAUGAUUCGUUCUUGUACUCGACAAACACAUGCUGCGUUCAAUACGCUUGUUCAGUGCUGUGAGUCAUGCAUUUCUAUAUUGGCACCAUCAUGAUUUUACAGUGUGUAUGCUUGCUAGUCAGCCCAUGUGUGGCCUUGACCAUUGUUUACUUUCGUACCAUGUUGAAUGUGAUCUGUGCUCAUUGAUUCUGGUGCCAUCUGUACGGUAUUGUCCAACUAUUAUUACUCUGUUGCUAUCUGUAGAUUCUAGGUUUCAACAGUUACUACCCUGUUGCUUUUUUUUAUGUUAUUCAAUAUGACACACAAGCCCUCCAAACAAAGCCUUAUGAUCAGUAAAGCGUCUUUACUUUUUCUUUAAAGUGUGAAAUACUUGCAGUUUCUGUCUACACAAAGUUGCACAAAACUUGAUCAAAGUUGCAUCUUGAAACACAAGCUGAUUUGUCUGUAUAACUGCUGCUCUCUACAUUCACUAUAAACAUAUCUCACAAACACACCUCUACAGGAGAUUGACAUGUGGGUAUAUUUCCAUUGUAUUGUGGACUGUGUGCACCCAGGGUUGUACCUGCCAUACUUCUUUUGGCCAAUUGCUGAUGUGGCUUAAAGCACCAUUUACUCACUUCUUGUGGCUCUGGUGGAGGUUGUGCUAUGUGCUGGGUGAACAAGCUUGUAAACAUGUCAUCAAAGAUUGUUAGCAAUGUUACUGUUUAGAAUUCAUUAUAUUCAUUUCAUUAUGACAAUUGUUUCUUAUUAAGUCUUCAGGAUAAGUUUGCAGACCCACAGUUGUAUGAAAACAUGACACUAUCUGUUAAUGUGUUGGGAAUUGGUUAAAAUCUCAUAAUUGAGGAUUGUUUCAGUAAAACCGAUCAAUCACCGAAGAUAAUUGGUUAGUGUCAUUUAUCAAAUUUUCCUGGUUAUGUUUGUUAAUGCACCAAAAAUAAAGAAAAAACAGGUAGUUUUUUGGGUUUUUGUUGCAAAUUGCACAAAAUGCAUUUGCGAAAAAAGCCCGAAAGAACUACCUGUUUUGUAGUGACUUGGUAUGAGCUUGUAGUGCUUAUGAAAUGUAACAGACAAAACCAACCUUGUGAAAAAUAUUGUUAAUGCAAACAAGUGUUCCAUAACUUCCAGAAUUGUUUGUGUUCGAUUUUGAGAAAACAUGAUCGAUUGCUUGGUCGUUUAGUCAUUACGACCAAUCAUCGAUUAUUUCAAUUAAUUGGACCACCACUAGUGUUAACUAUGAGUCAGAUGUAUGGUUUCCUCACACAGGUCAUGUACACACAGUGGGGCGUCAUUAAGUAGGGCGUGAGUAGUCCAAGUAACUGUGCAUUGUUGUCCUUUUGUCAUGGUUUUCGUACGGGUUACUCCAAAAGUGUCUAAAAGAUUUACAUCUGAUUUAUAAAUACAUUUGAAACGAGAAUGACGUGUUGACUUAAUAUUUGUUUCUGUGUCAGAGAUGAUGGCACUACAUUUAUCUUGUCUUCUGUGAUCUCAAGAUGGUGGAUCUGUGAGAAAUGGCCAUUAAAGUUAUUGCUGCUA